Dentiscutata erythropus is the source of this 763-nucleotide messenger RNA. NCBI's taxonomy places the organism in Eukaryota, Fungi, Glomeromycota, Glomeromycetes, Diversisporales, Gigasporaceae. The record is from the annotation of a GenBank genome assembly.
AUUGAAUCUUUCACCAAAGUUGUCAACACAACAAUUCAAGAAGGACUUCAGAACAUGAACAACUUAUAUGCAGUAAUGAUGUUAUUAAAAGCAGUUUGUAGUGCAAUACCUAGGAAUAUUGAUUCAUUUAUGGCGGAAAUUAUUCAAGUCGUGGAGAAACUUACGAAUGACGUUUUGAAACCUCUACAAAAUGCGUCCACAAAUAUUAUUCCUACUUUAAACGGUUCCACGCAACCACCAGAUUAUAACACUAGUGUGCUUAUUAUGGCGCUUCAACUUGUAAAUUCUCGAAUUUGCGAUUUGAAUGAACCAAGAUCCGCAUUUCUUGCCUGUCUUACUCAACUUGUAGAAAAGUCCAAAGAUAUUGAGCUUUUACGAACUAUUUUUGAAAUGGCAAAACAAUGGGUGAUCCUAAAAACUGAACCUUUCCCUACUAUUGAAGAAAAAGCUAAUAUCUUGGUUAAUAUGUUAUGUUUUGAAUCUUUGGAUGAUAAAAGCUUAAUGGAAGAUUAUUUAAAUCUUGUUAUCACAAUAUACACUAAACCAUCAUUUGCUAGAACUGAAUUAACUUUGAAAUUAGAGAGAGCAUUCCUUAUUGGUACUCGUAAUGGAAGUGCUAAAAUUCGUAACAAAUUUAUGGAAAUUUUUGAUCAAAGCAUGAUCAAAUCAUUAUCUACACGUUUCAAUUAUGUGAUUGCAGGACAAAAUUGGGAACCUCUUGCUGGAUACUUUUGGAUUCAUCAAGCUUUUGAUCUUCUUAUUA